CAGGGAGUCCGUGCACUACGCCGGGCGUUCCCACCCCUGUCCCGGCCGUCUCCUCCGCUACUUACUCGAGCAGAUCUCCCGCUUUCCGCACCAGUGUCCACUGUCCAGUCGCCUCUCCUCCCAAGGCUCGCCUGAUGCGUCGCGGGAUAGCCGCCGCAUUGCUGCUCUUGCUCGUUGCCGCCGCCGCCGCGGCGCUCCUGGUCCUGGCUCCGCCCCUCUCCUGCGCGCUCUCCGGCUCCGCGGGUCGCCAGCCGCCGCCCCCUCCAGUGCUGCCGCGAGGUGGUGGCGGCGGCGACGCCGGGCUGCGUGAAGGGAUGGCGCUGGCGGCCGUGGGUGCCGCGAGGCGGUUGGGGCAGAGGACGCCCCUGAGCAAGCCUCCCUCGCCGAGACCCCACGGCAUGACGUCGAUGGCCAUGCCGCCGUCGCCGACGCCACCGUCGUCGACUUACUAGCUGGUGCCAAGGUCAGGGGCGGGAGUAGUGAAUACUGAUACGUGUACGCGUUGAUGCCCUCGACCGGCUGCGCUGUGCUCUUCCCGGCGGCGAUCUCCAGAUCUCUUCGUGGUGAACAACCGGCUGCUGUGUGCAAUCAUGAUUUUGCUACCGAUAAAUAGUAUACAGGAAACAUGUGAGGAUAUGCACCUCACUCAUGACCCCGACAAUAGUGUUUUCUCUGUUAAUUCAACGUACACGCGCAGUUGAUUGCCACUAAUUCUCGU
Molecule: messenger RNA, 718 nt
Organism: Triticum aestivum (bread wheat)
Lineage: Eukaryota; Viridiplantae; Streptophyta; Magnoliopsida; Poales; Poaceae
Product: formin-A-like
Exons: 2
Coding region: 135-452 (105 amino acids)
Source: RefSeq, a predicted model, not a curated record